Dicentrarchus labrax (European seabass) is the source of this 4818-nucleotide messenger RNA. Its product is annotated as terminal nucleotidyltransferase 4A. The coding region runs from base 213 to 2666 and encodes 817 amino acids. Gene Ontology annotation, biological process: RNA 3'-end processing. NCBI's taxonomy places the organism in Eukaryota, Metazoa, Chordata, Actinopteri, Moronidae. Gene Ontology annotation, cellular component: TRAMP complex; nucleolus. The transcript has 12 exons. The record is from RefSeq and is a predicted model, not a curated record. Gene Ontology annotation, molecular function: mRNA binding; poly(A) RNA polymerase activity.
GCUGGGUGCGCCAUAUUGGCUGGUUGACAUGGGGAGUGGAGUUGGGCAAACCGCUUGAAAAAUCCAACCAGUUUCCAGACAUGAAGCACUUCGAGGAUAACAAGUAAAUCAACGCGGUAGGAUUUAUUUGCUCCCUGGGUUGCAACGUGUUUUAUCUGCCAAAUUGCCCCUCAUUUUCCCGUGAAGAGGUUCUCCGUAAAAACUCGACUCCAAUGGAUCCCAGGACCGCUUGGAUCCAGCCGGAGCAGAAGGGACCUGCAAAUUCCCUGUGGAUGCACAUUUGGGAAACCUCACAGGGAUUUGGAGCAAACUCCGGCAUCGACAACCACCUCCACCACCAACGCGACUUUGCAGCGCUAAAUGCUAACUCUGCAGACUCAAACGGCGAGUAUUGCAAAAAUGUAGCACCGCCACCGGGGGUUGUGUUUGGAAAACUGCCCAAGCAAGACGGCGGCGGCGGCGGAGGAGGAGAGAGGGGAAGUGUCCGGAGGAAGGGCUCGUUGUCGCCGUCCUCCUCCUCCCUGGACUCGGAGGCCGAGAGCUCCUCGCCCUACGGCUCCUCUCUGCAAAUCGACAAUUUGAACGUCGCAGAAGAGGCCAGCCGGUUUUUACACUACGGCGAGCACGAGUUGAACGAGAACAAUCUCAGACGGCAGCAUCCCCCUCCGCCUUUCCACACUGUUCAGCAACACUGUCGCAGCAUGCAACAAUCCUUCGGCCACACCCCCGCUGGGAUGAGAAAUCAGCAUGGGAACAAGCACCACCACUAUCGGACACAUUCAUCCGGCCGCAGGAGGCAUCUGAACCGAGCGAACACUUUCCACGGCAUCAACCCGCUCCUGACCUACGGCUGCAAUGGACACUAUGUCGACUCCUCUUACAGCCUGUGGAAAACCAGGCGGUACAGCCCGGGCAUUAACGGUCUUCAUGAAGAAAUUGUGGACUUUUUCAACUUCAUGUCACCGCGACCAGAGGAGGAGGCCAUGAGACGAGAUGUCGUGAACAGGAUAGAAAGCGUCAUCAAGGACUUGUGGCCCACAGCACGGGUGGAGAUAUUUGGCAGCUUCAGCACAGGACUUUAUCUUCCAUCGAGUGACAUUGACCUGGUGGUGUUUGGAAAGUGGGACCAUCCCCCACUGCAGGAACUGGAACAAGCCCUGAAGAAACACAAUGUGGCUGGCCCAUAUCCCAUCAAGGUCCUCGACAAAGCUACAGUGCCAAUCAUCAAGCUCACUGAUCACGAAACAGAGCUGAAAGUGGACAUCAGCUUCAAUGUAGAGACCGCUGUUAAAGCAGCACAAUUCAUCAAAAGCUAUCUUAAGAAGUACACUGUUCUGCCGCCCCUGAUUUUUGUCCUGAAGCAGUUCUUACUGCAGAGGGAUCUGAAUGAAGUCUUCACUGGAGGAAUCAGCUCUUACAGCCUUAUACUAAUGGCCAUCAGCUUUCUGCAGUUACACCCUCGGAUCGACACGCGGCGUACUAACAUCAACUUGGGCAUCCUGCUGAUCGAGUUCUUUGAGCUGUAUGGCCGUGAUUUCAACUACAUGAGGACUGGCAUCAGGGUGAAGUAUGCAGGAGCUUACCUGUCUAAAGAGGACAUGCUGAAAGCCAUGGGGAAUGGAAACAGGCCAUCCAUGCUCUGCAUUGAAGAUCCAAUACAGCCAGGGAAUGACGUGGGCAGGAGUUCAUAUGGCGUCCUGCAAGUCAAGCAGGUGUUUGACUUUGCCUACAUGGUGCUGAGUCACGGUGUGUCUCCUCUUGCACGUGCUUACCCCAACAAAGAGUAUGACAGUACUUUAGGACGCAUCAUCAAAGUCAGCCCGGAGGUUUUGGCCUACAGGGACUGGACGAUCAAGAAGUGGGGAGCCAAGCAGUAUGCCAAGCUGGAGAACCAUGAUGUAGAGACCUGUGAGCAGGACCUUGCCAGGCUGAUGCUGGUGUCUGUGGAGGAUCAGAGAGACUCUUCCUCCCCUCUCAGUGCUGACUCCCCCUCACCUUCUCCAGUCUUCCUCCCCAGCCCUCAACACCAUUCGUCAUCAUCCUCAGCAUGCUCACUCUCUUCCUCCUCAGGAAGUGACAUAGAGUCUGAUUCUCCCCCAAGCAGUAAUGCUGCUAUCCAACUACACCCCCUCACCCUGGCCUCAGUCCAUUCAGUAGUCCAGAUGGCUACUCACCCAAGGGCCACACAUCCAGGGGCAUUUAUCCACACCACGCCUCAGGUCCAGAUGUCUCUCACAGAUAACCUUACCAUCCCCUCCCUCUCUGAUUGCCAGUUCUACCAUGAGAAUCCACCUUCAAUUGGUCUUGUGCACCGUCACAUGUCACAAGUUGCACAAGUCUCCCAGCACACUAACUCCACAAGCCCUCUCCACAGCCCCCUACACCAGCUCCACCAUCCUCAGGUAGGAGGGCAGCCAGGCCACACUUACACCAUAAGAACCAACUCCCAUGGCUCACUUGAGCCACACAAAGUUGGCUUCAAGCACAACCACGGUGGCGGCAACCAAGGUCCGAACCACUGUCAAGGUAACUUCAGUCCCCAGCGGCGGUUCGUUCCCCAGGGUCAUAACACAGCACCAGGUUUCAGGAACCAGCAGCAGUACAACCGUAACACCUGGCGGCGCAGAAAGAGAGACAAUCUUCCUGCUCUUAACCAGAGCAGAUGAAAGACUGAACCUGCAUGACUCUACUUGACUGGCAUUGAUGUUUUGAAGGCCUCAUAAUGAGUCUUGAGAAGCUGUGAAUCAUACACUUUUUUUGUUUGUUUUUUUCUUUUGUUUUUUUUUUUUUUGGAGGCUCUCCAAAACUUACGUACUUCAUCCUGGAAUUCAAGUCAAUUGAAGUUGUCACCCAAGGUGUCAUAUGAAUGAUUGUGCAAGCACUAAGUGAUGCUACAAGGCUCUCACAGCUGAAGGUGAACUGACUAAAAGGCCUAAAGUCUUCACUGUACUCAUCUUGUUACAUUGGUCCGAUGGUAGUCAGAAGCCCUUCCUCUAAAUUUGAUGCACACCAGCACAGACUUGGAGUGGAUUGAAGAAUUACUGAUGGUCUUCUCACCAGUGUCACUUUUCAGCUGCUUGAAACUUUGAUUUGGUUGCUGGAUGGCGGAACAGUUCAGUCAAGUAGUGAGUUUCCAUGCAACUUAAACAUCUUAAAAAGCAACAUCCUGUGCCAUAGUACUGAACUGGUUUAUCCAACCUGGUCUGUCUUGAAGUUUUGACUAUUAUUGGGCCUUUUUGAUCAGGUUUUGGGCUCAUUUGGUCUUCUGAAUGCAAAUCCCUAUUGGCUACGUUCUUCAGAGAUCUUACAGCUUGGACAUCUACAAAUUGUACUCUGAACUGAAGCGAAGCACUAACUUUCUACCUAUGCAGCGCAACGCUGAUUCAAUGUUUUUGGUGUGACGGCACAAAAUGGACCUUGUCUCAAGUGCUUAAACUGUGAUGACUUGUUUGAAUGUACCAAGUGUUUUUGUGUGUCUGUGUGUGUGUGUGUUGGUAAUUAUCUUUUGUUCCCUUGUUUUUGUCACUGAGGAUUUUUUUUUGUUCACAUCGGCACUAUUUUGUUUCUGUAUUGUAAACAUUACCACCUUAUUUUAUGUUUGUUGCGUUUAUGUGCAAUAAUGACUUGCUUUUAUUUAAUUUAUUUCACAUUUUAGUUUUAUUUUAGGGGUUCUCCCCACUAUAUAAGUUUGCUUUUUUAUUUCUAGACAUUGAUCUGUGCAAUAGAUGGAUUUAAGGGCCUUGAAGGAAUGUGUUUGUGUGUACGUACUGCUUUUCAGCAGAAGGGGGAGCUAUGGUAUUGCAACAUGAGAAAUGUGCCAAAAAUCCCAUGACGCCAACAUUUUACUCAUGUUUAAUUUACCGUUGCAUUAUAAUAACUUGAAAUUUUGCCAACUGCGUGUCCAAAUGUUUUCCACCACUAGUUCUCAUUUUUAAACAUAUCACUUAUGUAAUAGUUUGACGUUUUGUUUGGGUGCAUUUUCUCUUGAUAGGCUGGACUGGGGAAAUGCACCUUUUUAGAAAUAUUACUUCAUGUCAUUUCAAAAAUAGUUGGUGCUACUUAUUACCAGCAAAGUGCUUGUGUUUUGCCUUAUAUCUCCUUUUGAUUCUGUUUAAAGCAACAGGUUAACUGCCUUCUUAAAUGACCAAAUUUGCCCUUUUUCCUGUACGUAGCCAGCAUUCUGUAUUCCCCAUUUGUUUCUAUAAGCACUGCCAGGUUUACUUGGCUUUUAUUUUUACAAGCAGCUUCUAGGUGUAUGCUCCAGGAGUAGACUCCUACUGCAGUUGAUGAUUGUUAGCAUUAGCAUCAUGUCACAUCUAUAUAUAAUAUAUAUAUUUUUUUUCUUUUUUUUUAUUCAAAGAUCAUUAUAAAGCAGUUGUAUAAGAGAUUUUCCUCUCCCAUAUUUAAGUCAGUAUUUCUAAGACAAGGUUUCAAAGCUACAUAAUUUACACAGCAAUCCAGAAGAGGACUUGAGUUUGUGAUGUCACAGACUCACCAUUAAGUUUUGGUAGAGCCAUUAACAAAACCAAAAUUUGGUGAAGUUGUUUCUGAAGUCUGAUUAUUGGACCACCCUGCAUACCAAACUGAUGGACUCAACAUGAUACUGUUAGCAUAUCCCCUUGUUGUCAGUGGGGCUUUUACUGAGCCGUCUAGAGGAUAAUUGAUGGGUUUUUACAUAAUAUUGCCACAAACCAAAUCCCCUGUUCAUAUGUGUGUAAUUAAGGAUGGGUUGUGUGUAAAUGACUGACAUAUAGAUGUAUACCUUGUUUUUUUUAUGUAAAGUUUUCUAUUUUUUUAAAUAAACAUUUUAAAACUCCA